This is a messenger RNA of Peniophora sp. CBMAI 1063, 1092 nucleotides long. The record is from the annotation of a GenBank genome assembly. NCBI's taxonomy places the organism in Eukaryota, Fungi, Basidiomycota, Agaricomycetes, Russulales, Peniophoraceae.
AUGGAGGCGACCGACUUCAAGGCUCUUCUCGCGAAACUCGUAAAGACUCCAGAGUUCUUCGGCCCGGAGGACGCGAAGGCGGCGCUUGAAGCUAUCUUCACCCCUGGCGCGGUACCUCCCGAACAAAUCGGCGCAUUUAUCACUGCUCAGCACCUGCACCGUAUUGAAAGGAGGCCUGAGAUAAUAUCUGCUGCUGCCGAAGUGCUCCGCGCGCGGGCCUUGAAAGCGGAUGUUGAGGAUUGGGACGCCGACUUCGUGGUCGACAUCGUCGGAACCGGUGGCGACGGGCACAAUACGUUUAAUGUCAGCACCACAGCGGCGGUGGUGGCUGCUGGCGCCGGCGCUCGUGUAAUCAAGCACGGAAGUCGAGCGUCAACGUCAUCUUCUGGCUCUGCCGACUUGCUACAAUCGCUGGAUUGUCUAUUCACUGCGCCAUCUGCUUCGACGGCCGUGCCAAUUCCGAAGCAGCCAUUCACUUUCAUCUUAGCGCCACAUUAUCACCCCGCGAUGGCAUUCAUCGCCCCGUACCGGAAGGCGCUUCCUUUCCGUACGAUGUUCAACAUCCUCGGACCCCUCAUCAACCCUGCACGUCCCAAGGGCAUGGUCCUCGGCGUAGCAGAACGUGCCCUAGGCGGUACGUUCGCAGCUUCGUUGCGCGAUGCGGGUGUGGCACGGGCACUCGUAGUCUGCGGCGCCGAGAACCUCGACGAGAUCAGUUGCGCGGGUAGCACGUUCGCCUGGGAGCUUAACGAGGGAACGAUCACCGAGCGCUCGCUGCAUCCAUCCGAAUUCGGUCUACCUAUGCAUUCGCUCGCCGAAGUUGCAGGCGGAACGCCUACAGAGAACGCGACUACGUUCCGCGAGCUGCUGUGCUCUGGGAAGGACAUUCCUGACCGCCUGAGGCCACAGCUCGACUUCGUUCUACUCAACGCUGCCGCACUACUCUACGUUUCAGGAAAAGCCAAGGAUUUGAAGGAAGGCGUUAGGCUGGCGCGCGAGGCAAUAGAAUCGGGGAAAGCAUGGGAUGCUCUCGCUCAGUUCCGUGAUUACGGGAAGAAAGUCGCAGAGAGUACCGCGAUCGUACAAGUGUAA